This is a messenger RNA of Moneuplotes crassus, 757 nucleotides long. The record is from the annotation of a GenBank genome assembly. NCBI's taxonomy places the organism in Eukaryota, Ciliophora, Spirotrichea, Euplotida, Euplotidae.
AUGAGACUUGUUUGGAUUGGACUUUUAGUACUACUUUGGGUAAAUUUGGCAUCAGGUAUGUCAUUACUCAAGCAGGACAACUCCUUGAUGAGAAACUUCCAGGUGGUGUCAGAGGCAACCGUUGCAGGAAUUGAUAUGAUCAGCGAUAUGACCAUGAGCUUUGAGCAUAACAAGAUCAGGACCCAAUACACUACCUUCAGUGGAGAGAUGCCAGCAUUUGAUGUGAUCAUUGAUUUUAAUGAAGGACUUACUUACCAAUACUUCAACUUGACUGGUGAAUGCAAAGUAAGCAAAGCUCCUGUUAUUGAUCUUGCCGAAUACUACACUCUCCUUCUUACAAACUUUACUGAGUUCAGAGGGUACAGAGGAGAGCACUUAGAGGUCUAUGAAGUGAUGCAUCCUGAAGAAGAUGGAGCCAGAACUUGGAUAUACGGAACUACUAUUGGAGAAGGAGAUCAGAGCGUUUUCCUUCCAACUAAAUUCCAGACCCACUAUCCUUCCCCAACUGAAGAGGAGAUCUACAAUUAUGCUGGAACUUUCUUAGAUACACUCAGCACUCCUAGUGUUUCUUCUGAUAUUUUCGAAUAUGAGGCUUGCGAACAGCCAGAAGAAGGAAAUUUGAAAAUGGUGCCUUCUCUAAGCUUGAUGGGGAUCAUCCCAGGCUUAUUUUAAAAGCAUCCAGAUUGCAUUUCUCUAAUCUUGAUACAAGAUACCUAGCUAUCUGUAAUAAUAUUUCGACUAAAUUAUGCCCUCUCUU